Messenger RNA from Pyricularia grisea, 1476 nucleotides. RefSeq lists its product as uncharacterized. The transcript has 4 exons. Gene Ontology annotation, biological process: transmembrane transport; carboxylic acid transport. Lineage: Eukaryota; Fungi; Ascomycota; Sordariomycetes; Magnaporthales; Pyriculariaceae. Gene Ontology annotation, molecular function: carboxylic acid transmembrane transporter activity. The record is from RefSeq and is a predicted model, not a curated record. Gene Ontology annotation, cellular component: plasma membrane. The coding region runs from base 1 to 1476 and encodes 491 amino acids.
AUGGAAGCCCAGCAGGGAGCGCCAAAAGCAGUGACUGUCUCAAACAGCUCCGAAACCACAAAAUCAUCCUGCUCGGAAGAUGCAGCGGCCCCUCCCGCCGUCACCCAGCGACCGGCUGGAAAGUUUGACGUCCUGAUCCAAGGAGUCGCACUCUUCUCUGACGGCUACAACAUACAGAUCAUCGGCUACAUGAACACGGUCCUGGCCAAACUGUACCCAAAUGAGAUGACUUCCGAAGUCAAGACACGCCUGUCCAACUCUAUCCUCAUCGGCGACGUCUUUGGUAUGCUGCUGUUUGGUCUCUGUAUUGACAAAUUCGGCCGCCGCGUCGGCAUCAUUCUUACGACUCUGUUUCUGGUCUUUGGUAUCAUACUGGCAACAGCCUCCCACGGUAACACGGUCGAGGGUAUGUUCUGGAUGAUGGUUGUUGGUCGAGGUGUAGCUGGUGUGGGAGCAGGUGGAGAGUAUACAGUCUGCACCAGCCAGGCGCUAGAAUGUGCAGACAGUACCCCAGAGAUGCGCAGGCGACGAGGCAUGCUAGUAGCCGUGUCGACAAACGCUGCAAUCAUCUCUGGGUUUGUCGGCUCAAGCAUCGUGUCUCUUAUCGUCAUUGCAGCCUACGGUGGACAGGCUAGUGAUGGCAUAUGGCGCAUAUGCUUCGGCAUUGGUAUUUUCCUUCCCCUCACCAUCUUCCUCUUUCGCAUGCGACUUGCAGACUCGGAACAAUACCAGAAACACGCAAUCCAACAUAAAGUCCCUUACUGGCUCGCCCUCAAGUUCUACUGGCGCGCUCUUCUCGGCUGCUGUUCCGCCUGGUUCCUGUACGAUUUUGUCGUCUACCCCUUCAACCUGCUGGCCCCGACUCUGGUCGCCGGCUUCUCGACCAACCAGUCCAUGAUGGAGAGCAUCGGCUGGAGCGCCCUGAUCAACUUCUUUGCCCUGCCCGGCUCAUUCAUCGGCGCCUUGCUCAUGGACCGCAUCGGCCGUCGACAGACCUAUGCUCUGGGCUGGGCGUUGGUCUGCGUCUUUGGCUUCAUCAUCGGCGGGUUCAUGGUUCAGCUCCAAAACAUCUUUCCCUUGUUUGUUGUCCUCUACGCACUCUUCCAGACCUUCUUGUCGGUCGGUCCCGGCGACUGCAACUUUUUGGUCUCGUCCGAGUCCUUUCCGACUCCUCUCCGUGGGCACUUUCUCGGAUUCGCAGCGGCGGUCGGCAAGGCAGGAGCUGCGAUUGGCACCACUGUUCUGAGCCAGGCUUUGGCGUCGUUCGAUGACAAGGUCAAGGGUCAGCAGGCCAUUUUCUUGAUUGGUAGUGCUAUCUCGGUCGUCGGAACCCUCUGUGUGUGGUUUCUUAUUCCAGAUGCGCCCAAAAACCUCGAGGACGAGGAUGUCCGUUUCAGAAAUUACCUUGAACAGAACGGCUACGAUACUAGUAGCAUGGGUCUGCAAGCUAAGAAGACGGAAGGAGCCGAGUCUUAA